This is a messenger RNA of Lycium barbarum (goji berry), 857 nucleotides long. RefSeq lists its product as uncharacterized. Gene Ontology annotation, cellular component: mitochondrial large ribosomal subunit; mitochondrial ribosome. Bases 188 to 601 code for a protein of 137 amino acids. Gene Ontology annotation, molecular function: structural constituent of ribosome. NCBI's taxonomy places the organism in Eukaryota, Viridiplantae, Streptophyta, Magnoliopsida, Solanales, Solanaceae. Gene Ontology annotation, biological process: mitochondrial translation. The record is from RefSeq and is a predicted model, not a curated record. The transcript has 4 exons.
CCACAUGAUAGUUGGGAAACAUCCUUAGUAGCCAAAUCUAAUGAGCUCAUUUGGACUCUACUUUAUGCUAUUCAGCCCAACUCAAAAUAUUAAGACAAAACGAAAACCAUUUUAACGCUGAAUACAGAUCGCCUACAUUUUGCCUAUCCCGCGUUAUUCUCAUUUCUCCAUCAAUAUAGUCUCAGUCAUGCUUGGUGCUAGACUUUUUGGGAGAACGUUAUUGGCUGCGGCGAAAUCGGAGAGUUCAACUGCUGCUACAACUAAGGUUACUAAUCCACUUGAGCAGUUCUUUGAACUUGAUAGAACAGCAGAUGACGAUAAGCCUGUUGUUUAUGGUCGAGGUUGGAAAGCUUCUGAACUACGUCUGAAGUCUUGGGAUGAUCUUCAAAAGUUAUGGUACGUUCUUCUAAAGGAGAAGAACAUGUUAAUGACUCAAAGACAGAUGCUUAAUGCUCAGAACUUGAGGUUUCCUAAUCCUGAGCGUAUUUCCAAGGUUAGGAAGUCAAUGUGCCGAAUCAAGCACGUGCUGACUGAGAGAGCAAUCGAAGAACCAGAUCCAAGGAGGUCUACUGAGAUGAAGAGGAUGAUAAAUGCUUUAUGAUCUUCUUAACUCUCUUGAUGUUAGUGGUCGUUAACUUUUUCAAACGUUUGUCCUUAAUAUGGUACUUGACCUUUCUUUUUUGUUAGCAACUACAUGCAGGAAGGUCACUAGUUUGCCAUUUUCCCCCAUGAAUAAAUAAAGUUCAAUCAGUUUGCAGAAUUGUCCUCUUAAACUUUGGCUACUCGGGAGCCCUCUCUCUAUGUAUCUCUGUGCAUGCUAUUGAAAUACUACUACACUUUACAGUUGUUAGAGACAA